AAUGGUGAUAUCAUCUGCUUUGGUUGUGCCAAGGGAUUUCGAAUUAGACCCGGUCAAGAAAUCGACAAGAAAUCAUCCGACCUGAAGUAUAUGGUUGUGAUUGAGGAUAAAUUUCCCUGCGGCCAAACUGAUGAGGAAGUGAAGAUGAAGUUUGACAAAUUGGUGAAGUCCGCUUCUGAUAUAAAGGAAAAAAUUGACAUUCUGGAAAACUUGACAAAGAAGCUUACCACUUUUUUGCCUGAACAGUAG
Messenger RNA from Rodentolepis nana, 249 nucleotides. NCBI's taxonomy places the organism in Eukaryota, Metazoa, Platyhelminthes, Cestoda, Cyclophyllidea, Hymenolepididae. The record is from the annotation of a GenBank genome assembly.